AAAAAUUAAAAAUAAAACGAAGAAAAACAGAAGAAACGUACAAGCAAAGAAAAAAAUGAGGUCAUUGAGCAUUAAGCCAACAUCGUUAGAUGCAGCGAGGCAUGCAACAUCUGUAGAAUCAUUCGGGAAUCACCAACUGCCACAAUCUCCGAGGCACUCGCCGGUGCCGUAUUUAUUCGGCGGCCUUGCGGCAAUGUUAGGCCUCAUCGCCUUUGCUUUACUAAUUCUGGCAUGCUCUUACUGGCAGUUGGCAACUUCAGGUGAAGAUUUCGGGGAAGGAAACGGCAGAGGGGUUGAUGAAGAGAAAGAGAGUCGGUCCAUAGAGAAGGCAGCGUACGAAGAGAAGUAUAUUGUUAUAAUGGCCGGAGAUGACUUGCCUACGUAUCUUGCGACGCCUGCUGGGAACAAGUGUGUUUGUAGUCACGAGGGUGAAAUUGUAAAUUUCAAGGAGGGAGAUGCUGCAAAGAGAGAGGAAACCAAACAAAAUGACGAAGCAACGAGUCACUAAGCUUUCAUACAAAAAAAUCUCUUAGUUUUAGUAUUUUAGU
Brassica oleracea var. oleracea is the source of this 548-nucleotide messenger RNA. Its product is annotated as protein GLUTAMINE DUMPER 4. The record is from RefSeq and is a predicted model, not a curated record. Bases 56 to 508 code for a protein of 150 amino acids. Gene Ontology annotation, biological process: regulation of amino acid export. Lineage: Eukaryota; Viridiplantae; Streptophyta; Magnoliopsida; Brassicales; Brassicaceae. The transcript has a single exon.